This is a messenger RNA of Cryphonectria parasitica EP155, 1400 nucleotides long. RefSeq lists its product as uncharacterized. Bases 102 to 1115 code for a protein of 337 amino acids. The record is from RefSeq and is a predicted model, not a curated record. Gene Ontology annotation, molecular function: NADP binding; NAD binding; oxidoreductase activity, acting on the aldehyde or oxo group of donors, NAD or NADP as acceptor. Gene Ontology annotation, biological process: glucose metabolic process. The transcript is spliced from 3 exons. NCBI's taxonomy places the organism in Eukaryota, Fungi, Ascomycota, Sordariomycetes, Diaporthales, Cryphonectriaceae.
CAAUCAUCAUCCUACGAUCCUGGAAAGCUCAUAGCUUCACACCAGCAGACAACACACCCUCUUUUCCACAUACCCCAUUCCCACUACUACUUUUAGACAAGAUGGUCGUCAAGGUCGGCAUCAACGGAUUUGGCCGUAUUGGCCGUAUCGUCUUCCGCAACGCUCACGAGCACUCCGACGUCGAGAUCGUUGCCGUCAACGACCCCUUCAUUGAGCCCCACUACGCUGCCUACAUGCUCAAGUAUGACUCUCAACACGGCAACUUCAAGGGCGACGUCACCGUCGAGGGCAGCGACCUGGUCGUUGGUGGCAAGAAGGUCCGCUUCUACACCGAGCGUGACCCCGCUGCCAUCCCCUGGAGCGAGACUGGCGCCGACUACAUUGUCGAGUCCACUGGUGUCUUCACCACCACCGAGAAGGCCAAGGCUCAUCUGAAGGGUGGUGCCAAGAAAGUCAUCAUCUCUGCCCCCUCGGCCGAUGCCCCCAUGUACGUGAUGGGCGUCAACGAGAAGACCUACGACGGCUCCGCCGAUGUCAUCUCCAACGCCUCCUGCACCACCAACUGCCUGGCUCCCCUCGCCAAGGUCAUCAACGACGAGUUCAAGAUCAUUGAGGGUCUCAUGACCACCGUCCACUCCUACACCGCCACCCAGAAGACCGUCGACGGUCCCUCCGCCAAGGACUGGCGUGGUGGACGUACCGCCGCCCAGAACAUCAUCCCCUCCUCCACCGGUGCCGCCAAGGCUGUCGGCAAGGUCAUCCCCGAGCUCAACGGCAAGCUCACCGGCAUGUCCAUGCGUGUGCCCACAUCCAACGUCUCCGUUGUUGACUUGACUGUCCGCAUCGAGAAGGGCGCCACCUACGAGCAGAUCAAGACCGCCGUCAAGAAGGCCGCCGAUGGUCCCCUCAAGGGUGUUCUGGCCUACACUGAGGACGACGUCGUCUCCACUGACAUGAACGGCAACCCCAACUCCUCCAUCUUUGACGCCAAGGCUGGUAUCUCCCUGAACGACCACUUUGUCAAGCUGGUCUCCUGGUACGACAACGAGUGGGGCUACUCCCGCCGUGUCCUUGACCUGAUCUCCCACGUCGCCAAGGUCGAUGGCAACGCCUAGACUGCGACCAACACCUUGGAACACGGCGUCAACGGCGCCGUUCCCGUCGUCUCGGAGACUGCGAAGCCUGCUUUUCAAUAAUGAAACAAACCCAUGGGGGAAUUAUGGAAAGGCAAUGAACCAAAACAAACUAAAAAGGGGCAGCGAAGAAAAAGUCGGUAACGUCACAACGACUAUUGCGGCCAUGACAACCAAGGCUUGGGUCGGCGCCGUGGGGAGUGUGGCCUAGUGCAGUGGUAGUUAGCUACGUAUGCGACUCCUAAUAAAUAACAAAAAAAUCAGAUU